Sardina pilchardus (European sardine) is the source of this 4218-nucleotide messenger RNA. Its product is annotated as guanine nucleotide-binding protein G(I)/G(S)/G(T) subunit beta-1-like. The record is from RefSeq and is a predicted model, not a curated record. Gene Ontology annotation, biological process: G protein-coupled receptor signaling pathway. Lineage: Eukaryota; Metazoa; Chordata; Actinopteri; Clupeiformes; Clupeidae. The transcript is spliced from 11 exons. Gene Ontology annotation, cellular component: cytoplasm; heterotrimeric G-protein complex. Gene Ontology annotation, molecular function: signaling receptor complex adaptor activity; protein binding. The coding region runs from base 446 to 1468 and encodes 340 amino acids.
UACCGCGCCCAUCUGUGCUCUCUGAUGGCCGGAGGAAGCGACUGACAGAGCUGAGAGAAAGAAAGCCUAGGAGAACGACAGAGUGGGAAAGAUAAGAAGGCAAAUCACUUUGAAAGGGGCUGGAUAAGACUGCUCGUCGGAGAUACAAUCCCGGAGGACUCUGUUGUCUUCCUAUUUUCGCAUAUUUGUGUUUUGCUGCGGUGAACCCUGCCCUAUUCCUACGCCUGCCGGUGCGUUCCCAUUUGGCGUAUCGAAAGCAGGGUUCGGGGAGUGCCGCUCCUCGAUAGCUUGUUGGCUAAAUCUCUGAGCUGGUUGGAGAGAAGGAGAUUCGAGCUUCGCUGUUUCCAGUCAAUGCGAUAUAAACAACGGAUACCCACGACUGAGAACGGAUCAGUGCGUUUCCCAGAGCGAGGUCGGAGAGAAGCACACACACUAGCAGCGGAAAAUGAGCGAACUGGACCAGCUACGCCAGGAGGCUGAGCAGCUCAAGAACCAGAUCCGGGAUGCCAGGAAAGCUUGCGCCGAUGCCACCCUGUCCCAGAUCACAGCCAACAUCGACCCCGUGGGGCGGAUCCAGAUGCGCACCAGGAGGACACUGAGGGGUCACCUGGCCAAGAUCUACGCUAUGCACUGGGGCACCGACUCCAGGCUUCUAGUCAGUGCAUCCCAGGAUGGCAAGCUCAUCAUUUGGGACAGCUACACCACAAACAAGGUCCAUGCCAUCCCCCUGCGCUCCUCGUGGGUCAUGACGUGCGCGUAUGCCCCCUCUGGGAACUACGUGGCCUGCGGAGGACUGGACAACAUCUGCUCCAUCUACAACCUCAAGACCCGCGAAGGCAACGUCCGCGUCAGCCGCGAGCUCGCAGGGCACACAGGGUACCUCUCCUGCUGUCGUUUCCUGGAUGACAAUCAGAUUGUCACCAGCUCUGGAGACACCAGCUGUGCUCUGUGGGACAUUGAGACCGGGCAGCAGACGACCACCUUUGCGGGCCACAGCGGCGACGUGAUGAGCCUGUCCCUGGCCCCGGACACGCGCUCCUUUGUGUCGGGCGCCUGCGACGCCUCCGCCAAGCUCUGGGACGUCAGAGAAGGCAUGUGCCGGCAGACCUUCACCGGACACGAGUCCGACAUCAACGCCAUCUGUUUCUUCCCCAACGGGAACGCGUUUGCCACGGGCUCGGACGACGCCACCUGCAGGCUGUUUGACCUGCGCGCGGACCAGGAGCUGAUGGUCUACUCCCACGACAACAUCAUCUGCGGCAUCACCUCCGUGGCCUUCUCCAAGAGCGGCCGCCUGCUGCUGGCCGGAUACGACGACUUCAACUGCAACGUCUGGGACUCCCUCAAGGCCGACCGCGCCGGAGUGCUGGCGGGGCACGAUAACCGCGUUAGCUGCUUGGGCGUAACUGACGACGGCAUGGCAGUGGCCACAGGCUCCUGGGACAGUUUCCUCAAGAUCUGGAAUUAAAGCCAGCAGGUGGCGUCCGGACUCCAAAGUUGACUGGAAGACCAUUCUAACAUCAAACAAAUCGUUCAAUUUUAUUGCAUAUCCAAUUUUCUCAAACACAGCGGAAGAAAGAAAAAAAGAAAACCUCACUCACCCCCCCGCCCCCCCCUUCCCUCUCCUCUCCCACCCCAAACUAAACUCGGAAGGGCAGAAAUCAGACAAACUAAGAGCACAAACAACCCCCCCCACCCCACCCCACCCCCCUCCCUCCAAUCCCGAACCCCUCCCUAGACGCAUGAGCCUGAUAGGGCGGGGCCACUCAAACAUGAUUGUGAUUGGUCAUUCCUUUCGGGACCAUGAUUGUGAUUGGUCAUUCCUCUCGGGACCAUUCUGGCCUAAACCCGCCCACACACCCCUAUGCCCUGCCCCCUUUCCCCCUGCUCUCUGUUGGGUAGGUUGGUUUCGUUUGGGUUUGUUUGUUUGUUUUUUGGGUUUAUUUCUUUGUUUUCGUUUGUUUGUUUGUUUGUUUGAUUGUUUGUCGUCCCAGUUGAUAAGCGCAGGAAUUAUUAGUGUAUCCAAGAAUCACAAGAACGACACAUCACACACACACACACACACACACAUACACAUACACAUACACACACACACACACACAUACACACAACCCAAUACCACUUCACACACACACACACACACACACACACACAUACACACUCCACCCAAUACCACUUCACACAUACACACACACACACACACACCACCCAAUACCACUGCUCAAACACACACACACACACACACACACAAGCAUCAGCCAAUGCCACUGCUUCCUUUCCUGUCAAACUAUUAUAGAGUCGAGCUCUUUCUGACACAAACACACGUUCAGAACACACACACACACACACACACACACACACACACACACAGGUAUGAAUGCACACUGUCAUUUUUAAGCGGAUUUCUUAAAGUCAGUUGUCGGCCAGAUAGACACACGGAUGAUUCCAUCAGCAGGCUUCAGUUCCUCCUGCUGCCGGGAGGCCUCAGUCCAGCCUUCAGGAUCAUGUCCAUCCCCCCUCUCUCUCUUCCCUCUCUUUCUUCUCUCUCCUCUCUCUCUCUUCUCUCUCUCUCUCUCUCUCCUUCCCUGUCCCUCUUCCUCCUCUUUGUGUUCUCUUCGUUUGCACAACUCUAAGUGUGUGUGCGCUGUCUAUAGGAUCAUGCACAGCUCUAAGUGUGUGUGCCCUCUAUAGGAUCAUGUCUCUAACCAAGCACAUGCUUAUUCCCAUCAUGGUGUCCUCCCCGACCCGUCCCGACCCGACCCAACCCAGCCUGAUCCUCAACCCUGAACCUUGAACCCUGACCCUUCACCUCCCUCUCACCCCCGCCCCCGCCCCUCCCUCCUCUCAGUCUGGGUCUUGUAGAAUAAUGAAAAUGAAGAGAACCCAUCGUUUAUUAAUUUAAUUUGUCUCUGGUUUUUGUUCUUUUGUGGUUUCUUUUCCUGGGUCUGAGUUUGGACUGGUGUUAUGCUUGAGGUGGUGGUGGGGGGGUGAUGGGGAGGGGAAGGGGGAGGGGAGGGGAGGGGGGGGGGGGGGAUUGGGCAUCAUUCCGGAUUUCCUUUUUGGAACGCAGGCGUCGGCGCGGCAACACUCCCCUGUCCGACUCAGCUCCGCCUGCCAGAGAGAGACCUGUUGUAAAAAUCAAUGUUUGAAAAUAAUGAUAUGAAAACUUUUUAAGUUAAAAAUAAAAAAAAAUGAUUUUGGUUGUCUGCCAUGGAUGGGGUAACUGUUAGAAUCGCAUGCUGUAGAAUUGCUUAUAAGAGGUGCAUAUGGAACUAAGUCCUUUUGAUGUUUUUCUUUGAGAAGAUAACCUGUUGAGUAGACCACCUUUCUCACUAUGAUAUUUAUGUUCUUUUGGUACUCUGUGCAUAAAUACCGAAUUCAAAUCAACUGUCAAAGCUAUGCACCGAGACCACACACACUGAUUACUACACAAACACACACACACACACACACAUUUCCAAACACACAUUUAGCUGCACUUACACACUUCUGAAAUGUAAAAUCAUUCUCUAUCAUACAUGAGCCCACAAACACACACACAAACACACACACACACACACACACACUGAGUCAACACAGCCUCACACACAGGCAAAGAAUAGAACAAAGAGCUUUUGGUUGUUUUUGUUUCCUGUAGCGGAGGAGUUCCGAGAGUGUGUGUGUGGGAUGGCCGAGCCCUUUUGUAAGCAGCAGGUGUUUGCGGGAGGCGUCUGGGCGGCAGACGUGCCGGUCCGUGUCGGUCGGCGUGGCUUCCCCAUUGGCUGCUCCGGCCGCCAGGCCGCGCCCCUCUGUAGCAGUACUGGCCCACCUCCCCCCUCCCCCCACACUCUGUACAAACAAUGUGCUGUUAUUGUGCGAUAGGCCUGGAGUUGGCAAAAAAAUACAGAAAUAAUAAAAAAAAAAAAAAUACAAUUAAUUAAAUUCCCUUUCCUUUUCUCUCACGCUGUCUCCUCUCUCUCUAUCUCUCUCUCUCUCUUCCUCUCUAUAUAUCUCUUUAUCUCUUCGGCUAUCCCUCUCUCUCUCUCUCUCUCCGUCUAUCGCUCUCUCUCCUGCUCUCUCUCUCCAUACAAUUAGCUGUAGACCUCUGCACCCACCUGUACCCCUCACUUUUGUAUUUAAGUUUAAAGUCAGUGUACAACCGAGAGCUGGAAGCAGGAUAGAAACUAUAUUAAAAUGUACUGUUAUUUAAAAUGUAAUAAAAAAAGCAGUUUGAGAUGA